Nyctereutes procyonoides (raccoon dog) is the source of this 1314-nucleotide messenger RNA. It is a transcript of the gene PDLIM4, whose product is annotated as PDZ and LIM domain 4. Bases 104 to 1201 code for a protein of 365 amino acids. The transcript has 8 exons. The record is from RefSeq and is a predicted model, not a curated record. Gene Ontology annotation, biological process: heart development; muscle structure development; actin cytoskeleton organization. Gene Ontology annotation, cellular component: Z disc; stress fiber; adherens junction. Gene Ontology annotation, molecular function: actin binding; muscle alpha-actinin binding. Lineage: Eukaryota; Metazoa; Chordata; Mammalia; Carnivora; Canidae.
CCCUGGGGCUUCCGCCUGGUAGGCGGCCGGGACUUCAGCGCGCCCCUCACCAUCUCGCGGACCUGAGUCAGGAGAACUGAGAACUGCACUGCCGCCUUUCUCCAUGGAGCCUGGACCAAGCUGGCUGGGCUUUCUGAGACUUCUUUCCCCUACUUGGGAGAGGCUGUGCACCUGGUGGAGCAGAGAAUCAUGGAAUCCCACUUCUGGGAGCCAGGGUGACAGGCAGGCCCAGCUGUCUUGGGAGGCUUCUCACAUCUGCCCUUACCCCACGGCCACCAGGUUCCUGGGACUGAGUGAGGUCCACGCUGGCAGCAAGGCUGCAUUGGCUGCCCUAUGCCCUGGAGACCUGAUCCAGGCCAUUAAUGGUGAAAGCACAGAGCUCAUGACACACCUGGAAGCUCAGAACCGCAUCAAGGGCUGCCAUGACCAUCUCACACUUUCUGUGAGCAGACCUGAAGGCAGGAGCUGGCCUGGUGCCCCAGAGGACAGCAAAGCUCAAGCACAGAGAAUCCACAUUGACCCUGAGGUCCAGGAUGGCAGUCCAGCGACCAGCAGGAGGCCCUCAGCCACCGGGAUUGGGCUAGAAGAUGGCAGGCCAGGCCUGGGAUCUCCUUAUGGGCAGCCAUCUCAUCUCCCAUUCCAUCACAAUGGCAGCAGCAGUGAGGCUACUUUACUGACCCAAAUGAGCACUCUGCAUGUGUCUCCACUUCACAGCCCUGACACAGCCAGAGGCCUCCCGCGAAGCCGUGACUGCGGAGUGGACCUGGGCUCAGAGGUGUACAGGAUGCUGCGGGAGCCGGCUGAACCCUUGGCUUCGGAGCCCAAGCAGUCAGGCUCCUUCCGCUACUUGCAGGGCAUGCUAGAGGCCGGGGAGGGUGGAGAGCGGCUGGGGCCUAGCGGUCCCCGCAACCCCAAGCCCACUGCCAGCAAGCUGGGCACUCCGCUGAGCGGCCUGCAGGGACUGCCCGAGUGCACGCGCUGCGGCCACGGCAUCGUGGGCACCAUCGUCAAGGCGCGGGACAAGCUCUACCACCCUGAAUGCUUCAUGUGCAGCGACUGCGGCCUGAAUCUUAAGCAGCGCGGUUAUUUCUUUCUGGAUGAGCGGCUCUACUGCGAGAGCCAUGCCAAGGCGCGCGUCAAGCCACCUGAGGGCUACGACGUGGUGGCGGUGUACCCCAAUGCCAAGGUGGAACUAGUCUGAGCUGCUCCAGGAACCUCCCGUCCCCGCUUCUGCUUUUAAUGCCCCCGCGUGGUCCGUGUAAAUAUGCAUUUGCCCUCUGCCUCUCUAAUAAAUUCCCUCUGCUCAGCCUUGAA